Hypoxylon fragiforme is the source of this 1049-nucleotide messenger RNA. RefSeq lists its product as uncharacterized. The record is from RefSeq and is a predicted model, not a curated record. The coding region runs from base 294 to 965 and encodes 223 amino acids. The transcript has 4 exons. NCBI's taxonomy places the organism in Eukaryota, Fungi, Ascomycota, Sordariomycetes, Xylariales, Hypoxylaceae.
UCACAGUAACUAGGGAAUCCUUUACGAAUGAGUAUCAAGGCACCUGCCAAUGAUAUUCAUAGAUCUCUUCUUAUACUCUAGCUCUUAAACUCUCAAGCCUCCAGGUAAAAAUAAGUGCUUUAUAACAUGCACCAUUUCUCUUGAUUUAUAAGAAAUAUCCAUAUAUUCCGUUGUUGAUCGACAAGCCUAAUUUGUCAUCCACGGCUGCCUAAGACUGGAUUAGUGAUAACUUCUUUGGUGGCAUCUGCCUUGAUAUAUAUACGAACUUUCUUACGAGGCCAAACGCGGUAAAUAUGCCUAGUACACACAACAUUACAACUAUCAGCGUCACACGGUAUCACCAAAGAAUCAUGACUUCACCAAUCCAUUUAUCAUCUCCUAGGCGGAUUACUGCGUCCAACCUCCCUCUCUCAGGAUCUAACGCCACAAGCUUGCAUUCUGAGCCCGGUGUAGAAGUCCUCGUGGACACGCUCAAGUCCGAGCCUAUAUUGGGGGGUGCCUUGAUAAGAUCGCGGAUAGCAUCUCAUAACAAGGUGCCCACGAGCAACGAUGGACACGGCAAAUUAGAACUCGAUCAAGUGCCCGGGAUGGGAAUCGUGCUACCAGGAGGGCUUAACGUGUAUUACUUGGACGUUGCCCCCAAUACAGAAGGGGUGAUGCAUCGUACAACCUCUACCGAUUAUCUUGUGGUCAUACAAGGGACUCUAAGUCUUCUAACGCCCCCCAACCCGUUCAACAUCGUAGAUAAGCAAGGCACCUACGGUACGCCUGCUGAGACCUUGUGCAAACCAGGUGACAUCGUGCUUCAGCGCGGAAUCAUGCACGCCCUUUCGAAUCGUACUAGCGAGUGGGUUCGUGUCGUCGGCAUGGUGGUGGCUUCGGAACCUAAUUGUGUUCCGGUGAUGGGGCCGGGCCCCGCGAAUCAGCUGGAUACGACCGUCUUGGGUGACAGAUGGCUUCAAUAAGCCAAUUAAAGGCCUUGGCGCUCGGCAAACCAACAGCAUGGCUGCGGCUGUCGUCUAUUUCUCACUCAGCUCUGGGCCUUUUGA